GAAAGCCCGGAGGACAGUUUUCUAUACAAACACUUAUUUAAUAUCAUAAAAUUAACAUUUAAAUAAAACCUCGGCUGUGUGUUUCAAUACCUUUGCCUAAAAUAAAACUUUAAUUAAAAAAAAAACCUGUCAAAAGUUACCGCCAAAAAUUUUUAUUGCAAAAAUACAAUUUAAUUUUUUUUUUAAUAUAAAAGUUGUAAAAUUAAAUUUAUAUUUAUUGAAAUGUCGUUUAUAAAACAGUUUAUGUGUUUAUUAAUUAGUUAGAACGUAACAACGAGAGUUUUUGUUACAAAAAGUGUUGAAAUUGAUGUUGCGAAAUGACAGUUGGGAUUUAUAUUGCAAAGAUGGAAGUGAAAUAUGGCGUCUCGUUUUUAAUGGUUUUUGCUUUCUUCACAAGGCAUGCGUUAUCUCAGGAGUACUUUAGAAUGGGAGUGAACACUAACUCAGCAGAGGCAUCGCAGUUCCUCCGCGAGUAUGACAGAGAGGCUUCUGGGAUGUGCUACAGAGUGACAAUGUCCCAAUGGAAAUUCGUGACCAACAUCACGGAGUACAAUCGGCGACGGAUGCUGGAGGAACUGGCUCUCAGCUCCAAGUUUGAGAAGCUUUCCUGGAGGAAGGCAGCUGCCUUCGACUCCUCGAGGCUGUCAGACCCUGAGGGCAGACGGCAGCUGAUGAAGAUCGUGCUGUCCAGCAGAGCUGCGUUGCCUGAUGAUAAGUUUUCUGAGCUCCAACAACUAAUAUCAGAAAUGAAAGAGGUCUACAACUCAGCGAAGAUCUGUCCCUAUGGCCAGAAACCUUACGACCCUCAUAUACCACGGAUCCCGUACAGCCAUGAGUAUCAGGACCAGGGCUUCCAAUUGGCCAACGAACCAUACCAGCACUACCAAUCCUAUACCGAAAGUUCAGAAACGAAUUACUGUGAUAUGCAGUUAGAUCCAGAAAUAUCCAGGAUUUUGGCCCAUUCGAGGAUUGAGAGUGAACUGCUGUAUGUGUGGAAGAGUUUCAGGGAUCAGACUGGACCGAAAUUGAGGAACAGGUUCAUGAGAUAUGUCCAGUUGGCUAAUCAGGCUGCUGUUGCUACUGGAUACAGGGAUGCCGGAGAUCAGAUGCGAGCAGCCUAUGAGGACCCUUCCUUCAGAGCCAGUGUGGAGGAGAUGUACAAUCAGAUCCAACCACUGUACAAGCAGCUGUUCACGUACGUGAGGAGGAGGCUGGUGCAGAGGUACGGAGAGACCAGUGUCAGGUCUGAUGGACCUAUACCAGCUCAUUUGUUGGGUAACAUGUGGGCACAGAAUUGGAAGUCGAUCAUGGACCUGGUGAUGCCGUUCCCUCAGUCUCCUAACGUGGACGUCACAGCAGAGAUGUUGAGGCAGGGAUUCACACCGCUCAGAAUGUUCCAAAUGGCCGAAGAGUUCUACACGUCCAUGGGUCUGAAGCCGGUGCCUCCGGAGUUCUGGCGCGGGUCCAUGCUGGUCCGUCCUGCACAACGCAGUGUGCAGUGCACCGCUAGUGCAUGGGACCUUUGCAACAGGAUAGACUAUAGAAUCAAGCAGUGCACCGAGGUGACGAUGCAGGACCUGGUCUCCACACACCAUGAGAUGGCCCACAUCCAGUACUACCUGCAGUACUCCGACCAGCCGCAACUCUUCAGGGAUGGAGCCAAUCCUGCAUUCCACGAAGCUGUAGCUAAUGCCGCGACUUUGUCUGUGUACAAUCUACCUCAUCUGCAGAGAGUGGGGCUCUACCAGAAUAAGAGCCACGAUUCCUACGAGGUGGGCAUGAACUUCCUGAUGACGAUGGCGCUGGAGAAGGUGGCUUACCUACCCUUCGCGUUCAUGGUGGAUCAGUGGCGCUGGUCCAUAUUUGAAGAUGGAGUUCAAAACAUGAAUACACGGUGGUGGCAGAUGAAGCUUAGAUAUCAGGGUGUUAUUCCACCGAUUCCAAGACACGAGAGUGACUUUGAUCCUGGCUCCAAGUACCAUGUUAUUUCCGAUCAGGAGUACAUCAAGUACUUCCUGGCGACGAUCCUGGAGUUCCAGGUGUUCGAGCAGCUGUGUGCGGUGUCAGGACAUACAGGGCAUCUGUACGAGUGUGAUAUCUAUAGGAGCAGGGAUGCUGGGCGGGUGCUCAGUGAAAUCAUGCAAGUUGGUGCCUCAAAGCCGGCUGCAGAAGUCAUCAAAUCAAUGACCAGGGGAAAGACCAACAAAAUAUCGCCUGAAGCACUCGUCAAGUACUUUCGUCCACUAGAGUUAUGGCUGCGAGUCCAGAAUCGCGACGAGCCCCUUAUAGGCUGGAGUUCCAAUUACCACGAUGUCGCCCUAUUCGCCCCCCAAAGGGGAGCAGCGUCUACCUUUAAAAUGUCCUAUUUAAUCAUCCUAUUGAGCCUAAUUUUACCGUUUUUGUAAAUUGUUAUAACAUAAGAAUAAAGUGUCUUUUUGUGCUUAUACCAGCAAAUUAAAGUAGCUGCAAUUAUUUAAAUAAAUCAAAAAUUGUAUUUGUAAAAUGUGUUUCUAUGUGCAUAUAACUCGAGAACGGCUGAACCGAUUUUGAUAAUUCUUAUUUUCACAAAAAAAAAACUGAUUUUAAGAAAGAAAAAGCUAGAAAAAUUACUAGGAUGGGACGGGACGAUACUUUGAAAAAAGUU
Messenger RNA from Spodoptera frugiperda (fall armyworm), 2644 nucleotides. Its product is annotated as angiotensin-converting enzyme. The transcript has 15 exons. Bases 318 to 2405 code for a protein of 695 amino acids. The record is from RefSeq and is a predicted model, not a curated record. Lineage: Eukaryota; Metazoa; Arthropoda; Insecta; Lepidoptera; Noctuidae. Gene Ontology annotation, molecular function: metallopeptidase activity; peptidyl-dipeptidase activity. Gene Ontology annotation, cellular component: plasma membrane. Gene Ontology annotation, biological process: proteolysis.